Molecule: messenger RNA, 1382 nt
Organism: Durusdinium trenchii
Lineage: Eukaryota; Dinophyceae; Suessiales; Symbiodiniaceae
Source: the annotation of a GenBank genome assembly
AUGUCCCGGAUUGACAACUCCAGGGCAUCACUUUUAAAACCACAAGCACGUCGGAAGUCCAAGUUUUUUUUUUAUAACCGAGUUUCAGCUCCACCUCCAGUCCUUGACUGUGAUGAGUUGCUGGCAGCCGCCGGGAAACGGCUGGCUGACGCGGCCCCACAGCUGCAACGGCCCGGGGUGGCACUGGUUAUCAAGAAGCGCUGGUGUGAUGAGAUCUUCGAGGGAAGCAAGAUCUGGGAGAUUCGAGGAAGUUCUUUGGCGAAGAGAGGCCGCAUUUGUAUCGCACAAUCGAAGUCGCAAAUGCUGGUGGGAGAAGUUGAAGUUGUCAACUGCCUGAAGGUGGGCCGGAAGGUGGAUGGCAAGCUGGUCCCCUGGAGCAACAGCCCCCAGGACGUGCAGAACUUCAUCGGCGCGCACGAGAAUCUGCCGAAGCAUUGCGUAGAAGACCUCAGCUGGGUGCCCUAUUCUAAGGUUUUUGCCUGGGUCCUGGACAAGAAGCUCCGCUAUGCUGAGCCACAGCCAUAUCGCCACAAGAAAGGCUGCAUCCAGUGGGUCAAGCUGGAGCCUGGCGAGGCCAAGCCCCGGCACAGCUUCGCACUGCGCCGCAGGUCGCAACUGGGGGCGGCCUCGCGAAAAGCGCGGCCGGUGCCGGUGCAGCCAGUGUUGAGUGCAGUGGCCUUGCGACCAGUGGACCUGUCUCCUGUAGAAGCUCCCAAGGUGUCCAGAGGCUGGCGCCAGCCCGCUGCACAGGCCCCGCAGGAGUCCCAGAGGCAAGAGGAGGAGAUACGAGCGAAGAUGUUGGCUGAGGAGAGAGAGCGAGAAAAACAAAAACGUGAAGAAAGGAGGCGGCUCUUACAGCUCCAAGAGCAGCCCCAAAAUCCCCAAGCACCGCAGCCACAGCAGCCACCGCCCAAAGAGAGGAUUCUGGGGAGCUCCUAUCGAAGUGGCCCAGUGCCGGCGCCGAAGCGUGCGCCUUCGUCUGGCAGGCGCUAUGCAGAGGACGUGGUGCCUCACUGGGGCGAUGUGCGUGUGGGCGACCACAAUCCUGCCAAGGGCAUGCCGCUGAUCUCGCCUGCACCUCAAGUUGGUGGCCCAGAGUUGGGUCGUUUGACUUACGCCAGUGGCUUUGAAGAAGGCUAUCUAGCUGGAAAGGAGGCAGCGCGUUCCAAGAAACUCACGUGGAGUCAGUAUGCCGUUUCCAUUGAGAAGGUGAUUUGGGGCCAUGGAGCCGCCACCAUGGCCUUUUCCGGGGAGGCUCCGCCUGGUUUCUUGCAGAAAGCCUGGCAAAAACUCUUUCCAAGUGGAUCUGGCGCCUUUGUACCGCGCAAUGUGAGCGAGGCGUAUGAAGCUGCCAGGCAGCAUCAACGGCAGACCAGCUGAGA